This is a messenger RNA of Morchella sextelata, 309 nucleotides long. RefSeq lists its product as uncharacterized. The coding region runs from base 1 to 309 and encodes 102 amino acids. NCBI's taxonomy places the organism in Eukaryota, Fungi, Ascomycota, Pezizomycetes, Pezizales, Morchellaceae. The transcript has a single exon. The record is from RefSeq and is a predicted model, not a curated record.
AUGACAAUCCAGAAACUCAUGGCUGUCAGAGCAGACUUGCUUCUACAGCAGUCUGAGGAAAUUAUUAGGUUACGAAGGAACGUCAGCAGUUUAGCGAAGAAAAACCAUGAACUUACGUGGCAAGUUCAUGAGCUUGUAUCGAGACUACAACAGUAUCCUCCGCUGAGGAUACCAGAAGAACGAGACCAACACACCAAGCUGAAAGCGAGUAUUAUUCCUCCUCCUCCUCCUCCUCCUCCUCCUCUGAUACCGAAGACAACAGAAGCAACCAUAGCAGGUAUAGCGAUCAUGGCCCUGAAGAAGCCAUAG